CUAGAAUAGAAGACAACACAACCUUACAUCUGUGCUAAGGAACGGAGCUGUUUCAUUCUUGUGAAAGUCCAUCUGACAAGUCAUGAUGAAGAUCUCUAUUUUCGUUGUCUUGUUGCUCGGCCUACAAGAUGUGGCGUCAGUUAUGCAUUCAUGGAAGGCAUUUUACACCGGGACCACUGGUAUGAGUGAGUUCCCUGAAUUUGUGGCCUUGAAUCUUCUGGAUGAUGAGCUGAUGGGGUAUUUUGACGGCAAGACCAACAGAUUUGAAGGCAAGCAGAGCUGGGUGACUGAGAAGUUGGGCCAGGAGUAUGUGGAACGACAGACUAAUGUUCUGCAAGGCGUAGCACAAACCUUCAAAGGCAACAUAGACAUUGCAAUGAAGCGGUUUAAUCAGUCACAAGGUGUUCACAUUGUCCAGUUCAUGUACGGCUGUGAGUGGGAUGAUGAUACUCAAAAGGUUACUGGCUAUCAACAGUAUGGCUAUGAUGGGGAAGACUUCAUAACAUUGAACAUGGAGUCAAACACAUAUCUUGCACCAAAACAACAGGCUUUCAUGACUACAGACAGAUGGAACAAAGACAGAGCUUAUCUGGAGAGUUUCAAGAACUAUGUCAACCAAGAGUGUCCUGACUGGCUGAAGAAAUAUGUCAACUAUGGGAAAAGCUCUCUGAUGAGAACAGAGCUUCCUUCAGUAUCUGUCCUUCAGAGUGGGUCCUCCUCUAAAGUCAGCUGCCACGCUACUGGUUUCUACCCCAACAGAGCUGAAAUGUUCUGGAGGAAAGAUGGAGAGGAGAUUCAUGAUGGUGUGAUUAAAGGAGAGAUUCUCCCCAACAAUGAUGGAACCUUCCAGAUGAGCGUUAACAUCGAUCUGUCAUCUGUUCCAACUGAAGACCGGACCAAGUAUGAAUGUGUGUUUCAGCUCUCUGGGGUCAAUGAAGACAUCAUCCAUAAGCUGAACAAUGAAUCAAAUAUCACCAAGGUGAUCAUCCCUAUUGUUGCUGCUGUGGCUGUCAUUGGCCUCAUUGUGAUUGGAAUCAUUCUUUACAAGAAGAAGAACGCCAAGCGUCCACCUUCUCCUGUGGUGAAUGGUCAGCCCCCAGAGGAAACCCAGUUUCUUCCACAAGCAUGAAGAAACUGAAACAGACCAGACAAAUAAGUUCAUCAGUAAAAACAGAAUUGACAAAAGAAACUGCGCCACUUUCUCUAUUAUUGGCAACUUGCAAUUUAGCUAAAAUUUUAAUAGAUUUCUUAUUAAUUCAGUUGUGAAAUUCAAGAAUAUUGUACAACAUUAACGGGUUCAAAGACUGUUAAAUCAAAUGGAAGUGAUAUUGAUAUUUUUAUUGUCUGGAAAGGUAUUGAAAUUGUUUGUUGUUUUUAAUAAUUCAAGCAAAGCUCCAAUUUGCAUCCAAACACAAAUACUCUGACAAUUGGGGUUUAAAUCUGCCAAAAGCAAACACAUUUUUAUCUCUGGAGAUGUUGACUGCUCUGCCAGAAAGUGUAAUAAAGUAUAUUGUGUAUUUGUGUUAAACCUUUGCUGAUCCAAUCAACUAUCAAUACAUUAUUCUGCCUAGCUAUCAGAUAUUAACUGGGUUAAGUUUUACCUCACAGUGAUGAUUACACAUAAAUUUAAUUUCUUGACAGGUUUAUAUCCACCUAAUACACACUUAAAUAUUUUUGCUUUUGGGUAAAUUAUAUAUUUUUACUUAUAGCUUAGUGUGUAUCAUUUAUUGUGUCUGUCUUAAUUUUUUUUGUUUUGUUUUUUUUUGUACCAAUUGGUCCUGGCCUGGGGUUUGGGGACCACUGGUGUAAAGAAUAUGCCUUUGUUGUUUUAUAGGCUUUAUGAUCUGGGGUUUAAAUAAUUUCUUGUGUUGGGUUUAGUAUAUUGAUGUUCUGUUAAAUCCAUCUCUGUAAAUUUGGUGUGCUUUUAAAUAAAUUUCCACCAAAUCCA
Xiphophorus hellerii (green swordtail) is the source of this 1948-nucleotide messenger RNA. Its product is annotated as H-2 class I histocompatibility antigen, Q9 alpha chain-like. Bases 83 to 1129 code for a protein of 348 amino acids. The transcript has 8 exons. Gene Ontology annotation, cellular component: external side of plasma membrane. NCBI's taxonomy places the organism in Eukaryota, Metazoa, Chordata, Actinopteri, Cyprinodontiformes, Poeciliidae. Gene Ontology annotation, biological process: immune response. The record is from RefSeq and is a predicted model, not a curated record.